Pocillopora verrucosa is the source of this 978-nucleotide messenger RNA. NCBI's taxonomy places the organism in Eukaryota, Metazoa, Cnidaria, Anthozoa, Scleractinia, Pocilloporidae. The record is from RefSeq and is a predicted model, not a curated record.
AAAGAAUGUUCAGCACCUCUUGGUUUGGAAAGUGGACGCAUUAAAGACUCUCAAAUCACUGUAUCUUCAGAGUGGGAUAGAAAUCAUGCAGCAAUCCAGGGAAGAUUGAACUUCAAGGCUGGUGGAGGCAAGCAAGGAGGAUGGUCAGCUGGGAAGAAUAAUGGAAAUCAAUGGAUACAGGUGGCUCUUGGCAGUUACACUAAAUUAAAAAGUAUAGCAACACAGGGAAGGAAUGCUCACAGCCAGUGGGUAACAGCAUACAAGCUACAGUACAGUGAAGAUGGAGUGAAGUUUUACUACUAUAAAGUACCAGGACAGAGUUCACCUAAGGUAUUCAAAGGAAAUAAAGACAGAGACAGCAUUGUUUAUCACCAGUUAAACCCACCCAUCAAAGCUCGCUACAUUAAACUUCGACCAACAGCAUGGUAUGGUCAUAUAUCACUAAGGAUGGAGCUGUAUGGUUGCUCAGCAGAAUGUUCGGCACCUCUUGGUUUGGAGAGUGGACGCAUUAAAGAUGCUCAGGUCACUGCAUCUUCAGAAUGGGAUAGAAAUCAUGCAGCAAUCCAGGGAAGAUUGAACUUCAAGGCUGGUGGAGGCAAGCAAGGAGGAUGGUCAGCUGGGAAGAAUAAUGGAAAUCAAUGGAUACAGGUGGCUCUUGGCAGUUACACCAAAUUAACAAGUAUAGCAACACAGGGAAGGAAUGCUCACAGCCAGUGGGUAACAGCAUACAAACUGCAGUACAGUGAAGAUGGAGUGACCUUCUACUACUACAAAGUACCGGGACAGAGUUCACCUAAGGUAUUCAAAGGAAAUAAAGACAGAGACAGCAUUGUUUAUCACCAGUUAAACCCACCCAUCAAAGCUCGCUACAUCAAACUUCGACCAACAGCAUGGUACGGUCAUAUAUCACUUAGGAUGGAGCUGUAUGGUUGCUCAGCAGGUAAGAUAAUUGUCUUACAUGAACUUAUUUGGCACUGA